AUGAUGCAACAAGGUCAGAAGUAUACAUGGAAUGAUAAAGGAGAUACUCAGAGAAUCUACUCCAAAAUUGACUGGACUUUUAUUAAUAAUGAGUGGCUUGUCUCUAUGCCUGCUUGUAGAGCUUGCUACUUACCUGAAGGGAUCAAUGAUCAUUGUCCCAUAAAAAUCACUUAUGAAGAGGAACAAGCCUGCAUCAGGAAAUCUUUUCAAUAUUGUAAUGUUUGGGCCAAUCAUCCAUUAUUCAUGGAGAAGGUGAAAGUUGGAUGGGAGGUUCCCAUUGAAGGAUGUAUGAUGUUUAAAGUAGUAAAGAAAUUGAAGUUGCUGAAACGUGGUCUGAAGGAGUUAAAUGCACAAUUCUUCAGGAAUAUUGUAGAUGAAGCAAAUGAUGACAGAAAGGCUUUGCACAUAGCACAAAGUGUGCUACAGCAGGACCCUUUAAAUGUGACUUUGCAACUGGACGAGAAAGAGAAGUACCUGAAAUUCAAGCAAUCCUCUUACAUGGCUGAACUAUUUUUGCAACAAAGGAGUAAGGCUACAUGGAUUAGAAUUGGAGAUGAUAAUACGAGAUACUUCCACUCCGUUAUCAAACACAAGAAAUUGAAACGAGCCACCACACAAUUGAAAGAUGAACAUGGGGUGUGGCAACAUGAACCGGAUGCUAUUGCUAGGUUAUUUGUUCAAUACUACGAAGAUAUGCUUGGUAGAAAAGGGGAUGAAAGGGUCAAAGUUUUUCCAGGUUUUUUAAGGAAUGGGCCAAGAUUAUCUGUCCAACAACAAGUUGAAAUCUUACAGGCCUUUACUAAAGAAGAUGUCAAGAAAGCUAUAUUCUCGAUUGACCGUAACAAAAGUCCAAGACCAGAUGGCUUUGGAAUUGGGUUCUUCAAAGAUGCAUGGAAGAUUGUCUCAGAAUGUCGAUGGGGGUUUUUAGAGUUUGUUUUCUUUCAAUGCAAAACGGGGUAUCUACGAAAUUCAUUGGAUAAUCUGAGGAACUUGCACAUGUUGGGGUUUUAUUCUGGCUGGAAUAUGAAAGAAAUAUACCGUGUGACCCCAUAUGAAUCUGUCUGUUCUUUUACUGGAAAGUGCCUUAAAUCAAUUAUGUGUAAUGCAUGUCUGUCAGUUGUUCAAAAGGGAACUUCAAGGUCUGCUAAUCCACUCAUUUAUAUUCUGUUUAUGACUCUGCGUCCUGUCAUUGUCAGUGUAGUUUCUAAUAAACUAGAAAUUGAUUUGAACUGA
This is a messenger RNA of Lycium ferocissimum, 1233 nucleotides long. RefSeq lists its product as uncharacterized. The coding region runs from base 1 to 1233 and encodes 410 amino acids. The record is from RefSeq and is a predicted model, not a curated record. The transcript is spliced from 2 exons. NCBI's taxonomy places the organism in Eukaryota, Viridiplantae, Streptophyta, Magnoliopsida, Solanales, Solanaceae.